Effrenium voratum is the source of this 2100-nucleotide messenger RNA. Lineage: Eukaryota; Dinophyceae; Suessiales; Symbiodiniaceae. The record is from the annotation of a GenBank genome assembly.
AUGGCCACAAUGACCAACGGCGCUUACCGCGGCCGCUAUGUGCCGGGGAAGGUCAUGUUCCCCACGAAAGUCUUCAACGAGACUGAGGAUACCUUUGAAAGCACCUUGAGAAAGCUGAACCAGGAGGAGCUGCCUGACACGCUGGAUCUGCUCCAUGCGCUGCAAGAAGGAGCAGCUGAGCGGCGCUGGGCGAUGGAGCUUCUGGGGGCUAUGGUGGCGGUGCAGCCGGAGCUGGGCCAGCAGUUCAAGUCAGAGGUCCUUGAAGCUUUGACGGACGAUGAUGUGAAGGUGAAGAAAGCAGCGCUGGAGCUUUUACCCCAACUGGGCGUGGAGCAUGCUGCAGACGUGGUGGAGUUUUUGACCUCCUCCAGUCCGGAACUGCGAGUGACGGCCGCGGAGGCCUUGGGCAAGAUGGGCAUUUGGCAGUUGCUGGAGGAGCUAAGGCCUUGCCUAGCGGAUGAAAGCAGCAACGUGGUCAAAGCGGGUCUUGGGGCAGUCCAGCGCUGGGGCGAUAAUGGCCAGGCGCUGGCCAGCUCUGUGGUGAGCUGCCUCAGCCACACCUGCGCAGGAGUACGCUGCGAGGCGGUGAAGGCGCUGACCUCCUUUGCUGAAGCCGGCGAGCGCUUCGCAGGUCGGGUGGCAGAGCUGUUGGGCGACAGCGACAACCAGACAAAGGAGGCUGCUGUCGCCUACUUUGAACGCCUAGGCCGGCGCGGUCUGCGCCGGGCCGAGGCUGUGGCCAGGGACCUCUGCCAACGCCGCGCCUGCGCCGCCGCGCUGGCGCUGGGGCACAUGGGGGCCGAGCACUGCGCGGCAGAGGUGGCGCAGCUUCUGCAGAACCAUGAGGACCUCACCCUGGCGCUGAGCGCGGCUGGCCUGGAGCCGCGGGUGCCGGUGGAGUUGCGGAGGCCCGAGUGUGCUGCAGCUUUCGCUUUGUCUCUGAUGGGCGCGGAGGGUGGCAAGUACGCAGACUCCAUCGCAGAAUUGCUGGCGCAGAAUGCGCCGCCCGAGAUGACGGCCUCUUUGAUUCGGUCGCUGGCCAGCAUGGGCAGCUUCGCUGGUGGGCACAAAGGGAAGCUGCAGGCCUUUCUGGAGCACCCGCAGACGGUGGUGCGAGAAGCUGCUUGCUUUGCGGUGGGACUUAUGCUGAAGGAGGGCGAGGCGCUGCUGCCGCGGCUCCAGGACUCUCAGGCGCCGGUGCGGCGCCAGGCAGCGCUGGCGUUGGGCCAGCUGCAGGAUGCGGCGCUAUAUGUAGACACCUUGGCCGUGCUGCUUGACGACUCAGUGCCUGCAGUGCAAGCAGCAGCUCUGGAAGCCCUAGGCCAGUGUGGUCAGGAGAGUCAUGCUUACGCCUGCGCCGUGUGCCGUUUGGCAGCCCCUGACACGCAGGCGGCGAUGCACAGCCUGGUGAGGUGCAGCGCCCUGAAAACGCUGGGCGCCAUGGAGGCCUCGGGCUUUGCCCCGGAGGUGGCGGGCUGCUUCCAGGCGGAGGAGCCUUGCGUCCGAGAAGCUGCGCUCAAGGCUUUCGCGGCCUUCGGGGAGGAUGGCAAAGAGUUCCUCAUGGAAGUGGAGAUGCUGAGGUUCAAAGGCCUGGACGAGCUGGGAGGCGCCCCCUACGAGGUGCUAGUUUCCUUCAAAGCCACUGUGAUGUACCCAUACGACGUGGCCCUGGCCAUAUUCUAUGAGUUGUAUUCCAUGUGCAUGCCGUUGCUGAUGCCCAACCUGAAGCUGUUGCCCUUCUUCGUCUUCCGCGGGCUCCACAGCGGCGCGGAGUACCACUACGUGCGGAACCAAAGUGGCCAGCUCUUCCCUGGCGUUGGGGUGGGGCUGCCGCCCUUUGUGCCGCCCAUGGACACGGCCAAAUGGUUUCACGCCUCUGCGGCAUGGAGCUUGCGCACUGACUUCGCCCAGUUCCCGCACAUCUUGCGCUUCGGCAGUGUGGCGGAGCUUUUGCAGCUCUUGAAGUCCGAUUGGGCGCAGGUGGCUCGGGCCAUGCGACGCUUCAACCAGGAGACGCUGUCUGCCUCUGCUGGUCUUUGGGCCUACGCCGUGGCUGCAGCGCUAUCGGGCAACGCAGGCAUCGAGCGCGAAGGGCAGUGA